UAGAAUAAUAUUAAAAUGCUUAUAUUGCAGCCUAAAUAUGGUGGAAUGAUUAUAGACAUUGUGUCAAGAGAUAUAAGGACGCCUGAACAGCAAUCAGAUGCUUUGAAAGCCGUCAAGGACACUGUGAUAUACAUUGUGCUGAUAGUUGUAGUAGGAUCUUUGUGCACAACACUUCGAGCGUGGUUGUUUUCUUCUGCCAGUGAACGGGUUGUAGCUCGCCUGAGGAAAGACUUAUUCAGUCACCUUAUUCAACAGGAAAUAGCCUUUUUUGAUGUUACUCGAACAGGUGAACUCCUCAGCAGGCUAUCUGAGGACACCCAGAUCAUUAAAAAUGCAGCAACAACCAAUCUUUCAGAGGCACUCCGGAAUCUAACGACUGCCUUUAUUGGUGUUGGCUUCAUGUUUUCAUCAUCGUGGAAAUUAACACUGCUAGCCUUGGCAGUAGUACCAGUAUUUUCUGUUGCUGUACGAAAAUUUGGGCGGUAUCUCAAAGAACUUUCACACGCAACCCAAGCUGCAGCUGCAGUAGCUGCCUCAAUUGCUGAGGAAUCUUUUGGAGCCAUUCGAACAGUUAGAUCAUUUGCUCAGGAAAGUUAUGCAAUAUCAAAUUACUCUGAAAAAGUUGACGAGACACUGAAUCUUGGACUAAAACAAGCUAAAGUAGUUGGCCUAUUCUUUGGAGGACUAAAUGCUGCAUCCACAUUGUCUGUUAUAAUAGUGGUGAUUUAUGGUGCCUACUUGACAAUUAUGGGAUUUAUGACUGCGGGUUCCCUUACAUCCUUCAUCCUUUAUAGUCUCACAGUUGGAUCCGCAGUUUCCUCUUUAUCAGGAUUAUAUACAACUACCAUGAAAGCUGCAGGGGCAAGUAGGAGGGUUUUCCAGCUCUUAGAUCGUGUCUCAAGCAUGCCAAAAUCAGGAGACAAGCGCCCAGAGGGAAAUCCAGAUGGAGAUGUAGAAUUAAAUGAUGUCUGGUUUGCUUAUCCUUCUCGACCAAGUCAUAUGGUACUUAAGGGAAUAACGUUAAAAUUGAAACCUGGUUCAAAAGUUGCCCUUGUUGGACCAAGUGGUGGUGGAAAAACCACAAUAGCAAACUUAAUUGAGAGGUUCUACGACCCUCUGAAGGGAAAGAUUUUGUUAAAUGGGGUUCCUUUAGUGGAAAUAUCACAUGAAUAUCUGCACAGAAAGGUAAGUAUAGUCAGCCAGGAACCUGUGCUUUUCAAUUGUUCUAUAGAGGAGAACAUUGCCUAUGGUUUCAAUGGCAAAGCCAGCAGUGCUGAAAUAGAAUCAGUAGCUAAAAUGGCUAAUGCUCAUGAUUUCAUAGAAAAAUUUCCUGAAAAGUAUCAAACAGUUGUUGGAGAACGUGGUUUGAGACUCUCGGGAGGCCAGAAACAAAGAGUAGCAAUUGCAAGAGCACUAUUAAUGAAUCCAAAAGUUUUGCUGUUGGAUGAAGCCACAAGUGCUCUGGAUGCUGAGAGUGAAUACCUUGUUCAGGAUGCUAUGGAUUCAUUGAUGAGGGGUAGGACUGUUCUGGUCAUAGCACACAGGCUUUCAACAGUCAAAAGUGCAGACAGUGUGGCGGUUAUAUCUGAUGGUCAAAUAGCUGAGAGUGGCACCCAUGAAGAGCUUCUCAGCGAGGAUGGUAUCUACACUGCCCUUGUGAGGAGGCAACUGCAAGGAUAAAACACCAAAAUCUAGUUCCAAAUGGUCAAACAAUGUUCAUAUAUUUAUCGUGAUUAUCCUAAAAUAUUUUUGUCUUUUAACAUACUUCUCGGCUACUUGUCAAAUGUUACAAUACCAAAGGGAAAUAUCUCGUUUAUCAGAUAGCAUGUUUUAGAGGAAACAAGCAAAUAAUUCUGAGAUGCAAGGAAAAAGAAUGUCCGCAUUCUGCAGAA
Theobroma umbraticum is the source of this 1892-nucleotide messenger RNA. Its product is annotated as ABC transporter B family member 25-like. Gene Ontology annotation, cellular component: mitochondrial inner membrane. Gene Ontology annotation, biological process: oligopeptide export from mitochondrion. The record is from RefSeq and is a predicted model, not a curated record. Gene Ontology annotation, molecular function: ABC-type oligopeptide transporter activity; ATP hydrolysis activity; ATP binding. Lineage: Eukaryota; Viridiplantae; Streptophyta; Magnoliopsida; Malvales; Malvaceae.